Molecule: messenger RNA, 984 nt
Organism: Pocillopora verrucosa
Lineage: Eukaryota; Metazoa; Cnidaria; Anthozoa; Scleractinia; Pocilloporidae
Source: RefSeq, a predicted model, not a curated record
AUGUUGAUUAAACGAAAAUGGCAAGAUUAUGGACAUUGGUUUCUCAGUCUUCAGGCGGUAUUGUAUGUCGUCUUCUUACUGUUAAUGACGUAUUCUCUGCUGCAUGCCUCAACCAGACCGGACCCAAAUAGUUACAGGAGUGUGAUAGACUCGUUGCGUGUAUUUUGUGAGGUUGCUACUCUUUUCAUGGCUGGCGUUUACAUAUGCGAAGAAAUAAAUCAGAUGAGAAUAGAAGGGCAUUCAUACAUCACAGAGUGGAUGACCCUGUUUGACUGGUUAGGCCUGUUGUUGGUCCUAUGUAUAAUACCCUUGCGGUUCACUGGUAGCAAAGCACAGUGGACGGUUGCAUCUUUAGCUGUCUUGUUCAAUUUCUUGAGGAUAUUCAAGUUUUCUUGUGUUACAAGGACAACAGGAUUAUACACCAAAACUUUGGCUAAGGUCAUUCAGCAAGACUUGACACGAUUUAUGACUGUUUUUAUUGUGGUCUGUCUUCCCUUUUGUGGUGCCUUGUUUUUAUCUCUUCGUUUCUCCAAAGAGAAUUAUCAGUUUAGUGGCUUAGGAGACGUGUUGCAGAGCAGUUUUCGAGCAGUGUUCGAACAACGACCCAUUGCGGAAGAUUACACAGGCUUCAACUGGCUGUCAAUUCUGCUGAUGAUGACGUACAUGGGGACAAUGAUUGUGAUACUUCUGAACAUACUUAUUGCACAGUUGAGCACGACCUACAUUCAGGCCAAGAAAGUCGCCCGUCUGGAGUACGAUGUGGAUCGUAUUUUACAGCUCACUCGCAUGGAAAGAUUUCCUUUUCUGAACUUGCGUGUGAAAUAUUACAAAGAGGGAGAGUGGAUCGGUGAGAGGAAACUGGCGGAAGAGCUUCUGGAAUUCAGCGAAGAACGUAAUCCUUGGGAGUCAGUGGAAAAGAAGCUAAAUGCGAUAAGGGACAUGAUGAGAAAGAUUGUGAAACAGAUAAGGCCAGGAAGGGAAUGA